CCGUAUCCCGUUUCCGCGCGCCGCCACAAACUUAAACUCGCUUUCUGCCGCUUUAAACCUGUUUGAAACAAAAAAUAUAUCGAUUGUAACUAAACUGCAGGACUCGAUUUACUUCCUCAUGCCCAUAGAUGUACUUUUUAAGAGAGUUGACAUCAUGUUUUAGUGAUAACUUCGACAAACUUGAACAAAGUUAACUAUUGGUGUUGUUGUGUAAGCUCGCAGGCAUGACUGAACGAAGCUCGCGCUAAACCGGUCCCUUAAUCAAGAGGCCGGAGCUUAAUUUCUCUGGGAUCGCACGAGAAUGCGCCUCGAUGUUUAAGAAAAGUAGCAAAGGUCGGUGCGUGCUAGUGAUCAAGGCCCGCGGCUGGAAACGCAUGCCCAUGAAGCUGCUCAAGUGGGGCCGCAAGAUGCCGUCCACGAAGCAGUACAACCCGGUGCCCAACGACGAGUACGACACGCGCAUCCCGCUGCACCCGGACGAGGCCUUCACCUACGGCAUCAAGUUCCAAGCCAAGUACAUCGGGACUAUGGACGUGCCCCGGCCAUCAAGUCGUGUAGAAAUCGUUGCCGCUAUGCGUCGUGUUCGAUACGAGUUCAAAGCUAAGGGUGUAAAGAAACGAAAAGUGACUAUUGAAGUAUCAACGGAUGGUGUCAAGGUGUCGACGCGAAAAAAACCCAAACCAAAAAAAAAAGGAUCAAAACUAUUCAGCCGCGGCAGCAGGAGUAGUGACGCGAGCAUCGAGAACAUCGACAUCAUGCACCACCCCAUCUACCGCAUCUUCUACGUGUCACACGACAGCUCCGAUCUCAAGAUCUUUUCCUACAUCGCGAGGGACGGCGCCACCAACCUUUUCAAAUGCAACGUCUUCAAAAGCAACAGAAAGAGCCAAGCUAUGCGGAUCGUGAGGACAGUGGGGCAGGCGUUCGAGGUGUGCCACAAGAUGCAGAUCAACACCCCGGAGCAGGCGGCCGCCUCCACGUCCUCGGCCGCCGACGACCUCGCCUACUCCGACCGCGCCAGCGACCAACCGCCUACUAAAGAAGCGGUGUCCGAUUGCGGGGCUUCCGAGGCCAGCGUGGCUUCGACGUCGAAGGUGGUGGUGGAAGUGGUUCCCGAGGAGAAGAAGAACACGAGGCCGACCCACUUGGAGCUGCUCCCGCCUCCUCCCAGGAAGACUGAACGUCGGCCGACACCGCAGCGACCGCCGGCGCCGACCCCGGUGGCCGUGGUGAACCUGCCAUGGCCGGAGGGUGCCGAGCCGGCGGCGGACGGGGCGCCGGCCGACGCGGGCGCGCCGCUCAGCGCGCAGCACCGCGUGCAGCUGCUGGAGGAGCGGCUCGAGAACCAGACCCAGCAGACUCGCGCGGCCGUCGCGCAGCUCUUCCUUCUGCGCGAUCAACUCGCCGCCGAGCAAUCCGCGCGAUGUGAAGCUCAAGCGCGCACACACCAGCUCCUGGCUCACAACAAGGAGCUGCUGGAGCACAUCGCGGCGCUGCUCGCGCACCUGCAGGAGCGCGAGCGCGGCUCCUCCAAGCCGAUCAACGCGCAGCAACUCACUCUGUUGCCACAGAAGGGUGGUGCGAAGAAGAGAACCACGGCGAGCGUUUGCAACGGUAACGCGAACAACAGCCAAGCCAGCGUUGACUCGCUCAUUGACCUAAUCAGCCACGCCAAGAUCACUCAGAAUGUGGAGAACAACAACGACACGGUCGUCUCCGCUUUCAGCAGUCCGGGCUCGCCCCCGAGCUUCGGAAACAUGACCAACGAGCAAAUACAAAAUUAUCUCAUAGCUAAAUUCCAAAACGUCAGCACCGACGGUAUUGCAGAAUCCCCGGGCAAUAAUAACAAUACAACUCUGAAACACAGUCCGUUCUACCAGAAUCGCAAUGCGUUCCCUAACGUUCCGCCCGUCAUCGAUAACUUCAAUAAUGGCGACAUCACGGACUUACUCAACGUCGAACCAUACUCAGCACACAUGGACAACAACCUGGAGCAAGCAAUGAGCGUAGGGCAGUCGGAAGUGUCACUGUACAACGCCAGUCAAGCUACGACAUCCAAAGAUUCAACGCCAGAUGGUUGUAGUUCGGAUGAUAGCGUUCCGUUCAUCAUGCCGCUGUCGCACAACGGGACACUGACUGCCACGGGAGAGGACGGGCGCGUGAGGCUGAUCGUGCCCGUGAGCCCUUCGGGCAGCGUCUCGGACGUGCCGGAGGCUCGCGCCGACCCCGCCCCCGCCCCCCCGGGGAACACCCUCGCGGUGCCCGGGGCCUCCGUCGCAUACGCCGCUCCAAUCACCCGCUCCACCAGCGAAAAAGUGCCAAAUCACAGUCAUAUGAUGACGGCUCUGCGCCAACAAUGGACCAGGCACACUACUAAGUAGAUUAACAAAAACCUACGUGUCGUUCGUAGCGUAUGACUUAGCUAAAUUUAUAAAUAAGAUACGCAAAUUGCGUCUAAACCAUUCUAGUCAAAUUAUCAAUGAUGUACUAACCAAAAAUAUAAUUGAAUAAGCUGUGAUUAUUGAAAAUAGGUAAAAUCUAUUGAUGCAGUAGAUAAACCAGAUAUAACAAAGUGGAAACAUAUUAAUGCAGUCUAAAGACCAAAAUAAAUGAGAAAAAUUUGUAAAAAUGUUCAUAGAAUUUUACAUUUCAUGUUUAUGUUAUGAUUAUUUUAGUUACUAGACAUAUUGAAAUGUAUGUGCCAAACAAUUAAAGAUUAAUAUGCUAUGUCUACUGCUGGUCGAAUUGUUAGUAUUUAUUUCAUUAUAAAUUGACUU
This is a messenger RNA of Leguminivora glycinivorella, 2777 nucleotides long. Its product is annotated as carboxyl-terminal PDZ ligand of neuronal nitric oxide synthase protein. Bases 312 to 2381 code for a protein of 689 amino acids. The record is from RefSeq and is a predicted model, not a curated record. Gene Ontology annotation, molecular function: nitric-oxide synthase binding. NCBI's taxonomy places the organism in Eukaryota, Metazoa, Arthropoda, Insecta, Lepidoptera, Tortricidae. The transcript is spliced from 10 exons.